UCCGAACUCUGAAUCCCUCGCCCGCCUGCCCCCAGAGAUGCUGCCUUCCAUGAGUCUGGUAUGGGUUCUUCUGCCGGCCCUACUUUGCUGAAGGCCUGGCUCUCGUUUCUGCUGAGGCUCCUCGGCGUUCCCGCUGCCCUAUUGGCCCUGCACCUGGAACUCCAUGGCAGCUCGCCUGCCUCGACUUCGCUAAUUCUGCACCGACUUUCUCGACGCUUACGCCUCUCCGCCCUCGCCUGCAUGCUCAAGAAGGACCAUGAUACUGGCAUGAACAGCAUCUUCUUCGUCGGAGGUGCAGACGUAAUGGACCGCGCACAGUCACAGCACAAGCCCCAGCCGCUCGCUCGAAAGCGGUCAAUGACCCUGGACGACAAAGACCGCACCCGGCCAGGGGGCUCACCAACUCUCCAAAACCACCUCCCACGCCAGCCCUCUGGAGCUUCCGACGCCUCGUCGACAUCCAGCACGCUCUCUCACCCAUCGCCCAAUCCCUCAAUGCCUUCGCACUCUCGCUCCCCGUCGCACGCCGACAUUGUUCGCCAGGGGAAACGCCUCUCGCUGCAGUUUCCCAUUCAGCCCGUUGCCGGAAGCAACUCACUAGCCUUCUCUCCUCGAUCACGCCCGCAGUCCUGGGUCGCCGCUCCCUCUCCCGUCCCCUCUCCUGACGCCACUUCCUCUUCCUCCGAGACCAACAUCCUCGCCGUCCUCGCCGCCCAGGAGCGCUACGUGCUCGAGCUGAAGGAGGAGCUGGCCAAAGCCGAACAGGACCUCAAGACGCUCAAGAAGCAUUUUGCGACGCAAGAGGCCAUCAAGCAGCGCAACGAAGUGCGCAAGGUCACCCAGCUGCAGCCGCUCAACACCACCCUCGCCAACUACGACGCCGAUCAAGACGACGAAGACGGCUCGUCGCUAUGGAUGCAGAGGGAGAUGGAGCGCAGGAAAACCCUGCUCAGCGGCCACAAGACGUCUCAGCGCAAGGUUUUUAGCGGCUCAAGACACUUGCGCACUCUAUCGUUGCUAUCGCCUGACAAGUCCUAUUCCCCUUCCUUCCCCCAGCCACUCGACGUUCGCGAAGACGAACCUAUCAAACCACGCCCAGCACCACUCUCCCGCAACGCAACAUCCCCUGACAUCGCAAACCAAAUUGCGCGUACCGUCAGCGGCGAGCGAUACGAUCUCGGCGGUCUCUCCAACAUUCAGCGCGAUGCCCUGCUCCGCACUGGGAAGCAGAUGGCCACCGAUUUCAAAGACGGAUUGUUGACGUUUAUUGAAGACAUCCGGCAAGCCACCGUGGGCGAGGAAGCUGUCGCCGACGGCUCAGGGCCCGGUGCAACCAGGGGUCCCGCUGCCAAGGGUGCCCGCAAACCCUCCGACGGCCGGCCCAAUCUGAACCGGGCAGCCACCUCGAAGAAUUCGGCAGCAUCGAAGUCUGGAGAUAUUGGUAACGACUUCUGGAAGGAGCACGGUCUGUCCGAGCCCAAGACCGCUCCCACAAACAAGAAGACUCACGCGCUCAAGCACACUCGCACGCCCCAAAAGCCAACGCACGGGGCCGACGACUUCGAAGACUGGGAUAGCUGGGACACACCAAAUGAUAAAUACACCAAUGCCGCAAAGGCGGGCGACGCCCACAACAGCUCCGACGAAUCAGACGGGCCCUCGUCGCCAGUGUCGGGCCAGGCCAGCUCGCGAACGAGCACCAGGUACCACUCGCAGCGUCAUGACUCCAAAGCAUCCUCGCUCACAAUGUCCAGCUCCGCAGACCCGCGCGAUGAUGCUGCCCCACGGGACUCGAAACGCAACUCCAUCCCGUGGCCUGAUCUCGUCAAGCUGUCGCCGACCAACCUCAAGCGGACCGCAUCACACUUGAUGAAGGAAUGGGAGAAGAAUCUUACACCUCCGCCCGAGUCGAGAGAUGCAAGCCACUCUAGCGGCGACUAUGUUGGGCGAUCUGUAACGCCCGCCGGACAGUCUUAACGACACACGAUUUACGGUCUACACCAUCCAUGUAACGAUGUAACGCAACCAGACGCAAUAUCUGGACGAAAUGUAUAUUUCUAAUUCGGGGAACUGUAUAGACGGGCGGUUUGGUGUACAAUCAUGGUCCAUAUUGGAUGCAUGGAAUUAGAGAUGGAGCUUCAGGAUUGAUAUUGGUAAUUCGGGGCGUGGCAUGGGGUUGGUUAGGAGCCUGUUGAUGAGGAAUUAACCUGAUGGUAAUGAGAACCUGAAUACUUGUCACUCUUGCAGACCG
Messenger RNA from Trematosphaeria pertusa, 2251 nucleotides. RefSeq lists its product as uncharacterized. The coding region runs from base 61 to 1977 and encodes 638 amino acids. The transcript has a single exon. The record is from RefSeq and is a predicted model, not a curated record. NCBI's taxonomy places the organism in Eukaryota, Fungi, Ascomycota, Dothideomycetes, Pleosporales, Trematosphaeriaceae.